CCUAAGGAGGAAGGGAGGGGACAGGGUGGGGUGAAGGCCCGGAAAAGCCGACGGGGCGUACCUGCGCGCCCACCCGCGACCUCUAACCCCGUGGCCUCAGCCCUGACCCCUUCCGACCUGACUACAUCUUUUUUAAACCUCAACCCCUGCUGGCCUUGGCCUCAGGACCUUCCAUCCGAGCCCUGACCUAACCAUAUUCUGGCCUGGUAUGCCUCAACCCCUGUUUUGUCCCCCUAAAUCCAGUCCUGACCCCAAACCCCAUCCAGUUCUGUCCUGGGGAUCUUUGACCUGACCCUGAUCCUUGCCCGACCCCGUCUCAUCUCUGAAACAUCUUGCCCUAUCCUAAUGCCCAACAGUGACCCCAGUUUCUGUCCUGACGCUUGACCUAUCUGUUCCCUAAACUUAUCCAGUCUCCAAACCUCUUCCAGUCAUGUCCUGCCCCCCUAACCCCAAUCUGGUGUAGUUCUGUCCUGAUUCCUGCCCCCUAACUUUUGUCCUUUCUCUGCACCCUAUAUGAUAUCCUCUCCUAUAUACUCGUGAUCUGCAUCCUGGCUCACCACCUUUAAAUACCCUCGUCUCCUGCCUUGUCCCUGCCCCUGACUCUGCCCCGUUUUUCCCUCUUCUUGUCCCAUCACCAUACUCAUUCCUAUCCUCAUUGUAUCCUGGUCUUUUCCUGUUCCUGACCUCCAUCCUGAACCUGCCCUUUUCCCUGUCCCCUCCUUUGACCACUGGCUUAGCCUUUCCUAGUCAUGUCUUCUGACUGCUGUUAUAUGUUAAUCCUGUCCCCUGCCCCGCUGUUUUGUCUCUUUCUUGUACUUUUUCUCUGACCCUUGUCCUGAACCCCACCUUAUCCCAUCCCCUGGCGAGUGUCCUGGCUCAUUCCCCAUCCUGCCUCUUGACCUCCAUCCUACAAUAACUCUGGUUCUAUCUUGUCCCCUACGCUCCUUCCUGUUCUGUCCCUUCCCAUCCCAGCCCCAGGGUGUUCUCCCCCUUACCAUGCCCCUCCACCCUGUUCAGAUCUUCUUCCUUCCUAAUAUCCACUUGCCAUCCCUUGUGAGCCCAGGACAGGGGUCCCAUUAUACUGUGCCCGGAACUUGAAGAUUCUGCUGUUCCCAGGACCUCUGAAGUACAUCCCAAAUGCUUCUCUUAGCAAGAGCAAGCAGCCCUAUGCGCCCUGUGUGGCUGAUGGGGGUUUUUGUGUGUGAUCUCCCCUAUCCCCACCCUAGUGAUCUUACAUAGAGCUUACAUUUCUCUUCCUGCCCCAGGAGGGCAUGCAACUGUUCCUACGCCCCUGCCCUCCGCAAGUGUGAAAGAAUACCCUAAAUUAUUCAGUGACUGGGAGUCUGAGAGGUCUGGGUCAUGUUUCCAGUCUUGCUGUGUUGGGGACUGCCUCAUGUUGGGGGGAAGAGUUGAGAAAAUAUGAAGAGAUGGGGAACCCAGGGGUAUGUAUGAAUCUUCUAGGCCAUGUUACCCCUAUUCCCUGGACUUGAUUCCGGGUGCAUGAUCCCUGCUUUCCUGGCCUGAAAAAGUAGAAGUCUAUUCUAGGCCAAGGCUUCGGGACUUGGUAUAGAGGAGGGAUGGGGUCAAGGAUUCACCCUCCUUCUCUCAGCAGUAAGCAAUAAAAAUCUUGGUGCUAAGUCCACCCCACCUCUGUGGGGCUUGUCUGUGGGGGAGAAGGCCAGGCAGUCACUGGAUGUAAGAAUCAAGCCUGUCCAGUGGUAACAGUAACAACAGUAAUGCAGGGUUCCCCUCAUUGUCUGAAUCUCCUUGAUUCUGAGGAUGAUGGGGAGAACUUGGAUAGCUAGAGGGUAAUGUGUUACUCAAUUAGGUUUCGUUCCUGCAUUUCUCAUAGAGACUAGUGAGUUUGAAUAACAAGAUGCCAGACCUAUCUUAUUUAUCCUGAACAUCUAUCCAAACCUAUUGAUAACAAAACAAGCAUUCCUCACUGUCCCAAUCUAUUUGGUACCCGAAUUCUGAGAGGGAGAGUGCCCGAAGUUCAGACAGUGAAACCUACCAAGUUAUCUGAAGGUAUUUUGUUUUCACAUCUUACGUAGUGAGUAGAGAAAAUUGAGAUAAUGAAGAAUAAUGACUAACCAAAAAAUGUACCCAAAUCUAUGAACUUUCCUGAGCUCCAGGGACAAGAGUUGGGAUAGUGAGGGUACCCUGUUAUGUAAAUGGUUCCUGCAUUUUGCUUGGAGGGUAAGGAAAGUUCAAGAAUGAGGGAUACCAGUCGUUUCUCAAAAAUGUUUCUAAAUCCAUUCAGUUCUUGCAUUUGGAUGGUGAGAGUUCAGACGAUUUCUCUGAGUGUAUUUGGUUCCUGCAUUUUUGAUGUUGAGAAAGGAGAGGUUGGAUCAUGAGGGAAACAGCUCUGUUUCAAAUAUGUCUCAUUUGGUGAGCAGGGAGGGUACCGUGUCUAGAUAGCAAGUAGGAUUUGGAAGCUGAGGGAUACCAGUUCUGUCUCAAAAAUGCAUCUGAGGCCGGGCGCGGUGGCUCACGCCUGUCAUCCCAGCACUUUGGGAGGCCGAGGCGGGUGGAUCACCAGGUCAGGAGUUCAAGCCCACCCUGGCCAAGAUGGUGAAACCCCGUCUCUACUAAAAAUACAAAAAUUAGCCGGGCAUGGUAGCACGCGCCUGUAAUCCCAGCUACUCAGGAGGCUGAAGCAGGGAACUGCUUGAACCCGGGAUUGCAGUGAGCCGAGAUCAUGCCACUGCACUCCAGCCUGGGUGACAGGGUGAGACUCCGUCUCAAAAAAAAAAAAAAUUGCGUCUGAAUACAUUUAGUCUUUGAUUUUGGAUAGCAAGAGUUCAGACAAGUUAUCUGAGGAAAAACAACUGUUUCAAAUGUAUCAAGUGAGACUGAAGGACACCAGCUCUGUCUGGAAAAAAUGUACCUGAAUGUAUCUACUUGAUUCCUGACUUCCUGUGGGGAAGAAUACUUGUAACUGUGACAGCCAACAUACACUGAGCUCUUACCAGGCACUGUUCUGCACAAGCUUUAAAUGUAUUAACUGAUUUAAUGCUCACAAUAGCCCUGUGAGGUACAUACUGUUAUCAUCAUCCCUAAUUGACAGGCACAGAGAGGUUAAGUGACUUGUUCAAGCAGUCACACAGCUAGUAAGUGGCAGAGCUGGGUUGAAUCCCAGACUCACCAUUUACUAGUGGUAGCAGGGUCAUGUGAGGCCCAGGGCCUAGCUGGGGUAGGGCUUAGAGGUUGGGUCAUCUUCGAGGCUGUUAAAAGUCAUGGACCAGGGCAAUGAUGUGUGUUAGUGACUCUGCCCCAUUUGUCUGCCUGGCCCAGGAGGUCCAGUUACCUGGUCUCCCCCAGUUACCCCUACAACAGCCCACCUCUGUGUGAGUGUAUUAAUUGUUGUUAGUAAGAGUCAUUAAUGACAUGAUGUGUUUCCUUGCACUUUGAAAUGCCUUUCAGAGUUACUUGUGGCCUCCAUUGUCUCUGUAACCACCUUUUACCCAUUUUACAGAUAAGGAGACCUAAGCUUUGAGACUCAAUCUACAUUGCCAGCCAGAUUCUCAUCCCUCUUGGCUCUGAUUUUAUUACUCUCCCGCUUCCCAACAUCUUUGGUGGCCCAUAAAAGGUGGGAGAGGCUGUGGCCGAGAGGACACUCCCCACAGACACCCGAUGCCCACCUUACCACUCACUGCGCACCUCUACCAGCCCCAGGCAGUGAAGCGGGGAGGGCGAUGAAAGGGGCCUUUGUGUUCCAUGCUGGAAAUCUCACACCCAGGAAGAAAGGAGUAGCCUCUAUCUGCCUCCCAGCCAGGACCCAGCCCCCGGAAAUUCUGAUUUCACCUUCUCUUCUGCCACUGUGAUCUGAAUCGGGCCUCUUCACCUUUCCAGGCCUCAGCUUCUGCAUCUAUAAAAUGGCUGUGAGGAGGCUGGGUCUGUGCCAUCCUGCUACAUUUGUAGGAACCAAGAGGGAUCAAAACCCAUAAGUGUUUUGUAGGGCGUAAGUUGUUCUUGAUUUAUUGAGAUUAUUUCUUCUGGAGCCACAGAAGGAUCUUGAGACCUGGCCUCUCCUUAGAAAGGUUGACUUCCUCUGUCCCCAACUUGGGAAACUGUUCCCUAGUGAGGGUGGGAAUUGCCCCAAGGCCUUCUACCACUGCCUUGCCCUGGGAGGAAAGGGUAGGGGCCUCAGAAUGUGAUGCUUACUGCCAAGAGACAAAAACCCAGUUUACACCCGAAGCCUCCCAUGUACUUUACAGCUCCCCACACCUCUAUGGCCCAGAUCCAAGGUGCUCCUUGGGUGGGCAGCGUCUAAUCCUCUGGGAAUUUGGGCAGUAGGAGAGGCAGCUACUACUCCCACCACUCUCAGCCCUUCUUCCCAGUUUUCUGCUAAGUGUACUGGGUGAGGAGGCACAUGCCUCCAUGCCUGGACAGUUUUAAAAAAAAUUUUUGUAGAAAUGGGGGUCUCACUAUGUUGCACAGUCUGGUCUUGAACUCUUGGCUUCAAGCGAUCCUCCCACCUCGACCUCCCAAAGUGCUGAGAUUACAGGCACCAGCUACCCUGCCUGGCCCAGGCUGUCUUCUUAGACAUGCUGGGCACCCUGAGUGGACCUGGCCCUGAAACUGCCCCCAGGGGUGACCCUAGUCCUGGUGGCAGACAGGCAAGGGUUAAAAGGUGUGGGCCGGCCCAGUUCCUGGCAGGUAGGCUGGGCCAUUACCUAGUGGGAGGUGGCCAAGGCAUCUGCCACUGCUGCUCAUUGCCACUACCAGCCGGAGCCAGGGCCUGGUCCCAGGGCCUGGUCGAGACAACUAUUUUUGAGGUAUCUGAGGCUACCCCACAGCACUCUCUGGCAUUGGCAAGACUCGUGGCUGUGACCCAUGGGCCUCUGAGGAGGCGUUGUAAGUCCGCCCAGCUCCCCACUUGCUGUGCUCUCACUCAAUGCGAAGGGAACCAAGGUACCAGGGCCAAGUGGGUCCAGACAUCCACACGGAUUCUGAAAGGGCAGGUCAAGCAGGCACGUGGGGCCCAGGUUACCCCUUAUUCCCCGCUGUGGCAUGGGAAGCUGGGAAGGGCUGGGGGUUGGGGUAUCAUGGGAUGUGCUUCCUUAACGGCUCCUGUGUGUCACUGCCAGACUUUGUCCAGCCAUCAGCCACGGCCUCUUGACAGCAACAAGAUGGAAGUCAAAGGUCAGCUGAUCAGCUCUCCUACCUUCAAUGCCCCAGCUGCCCUGUUCGGAGAGGCUGCCCCCCAGGUGAAGUCAGAGCGUCUGCGGGGGCUGCUUGACCGGCAGCGGACCCUGCAGGAGGCCCUGAGCCUGAAACUUCAGGAGCUCCGCAAAGUGUGUCUCCAGGAGGCGGAGCUGACUGGCCAGCUGCCCCCUGAGUGCCCACUAGAGCCUGGUGAACGGCCCCAGUUGGUCCGCCGGCGGCCCCCCACAGCCCGCGCCUACCCUCCACCGCACCCCAACCAAGCACACCACUCCUUGUGCCCUGCUGAGGAGCUGGCUCUUGAGGCCCUGGAGCGCGAGGUGUCAGUGCAGCAGCAGAUCGCGGCGGCCGCCCGCCGCCUGGCCCUGGCCCCUGAUCUGAGCACCGAGCAGCGCCGGCGCCGGCGCCAGGUCCAGGCAGACGCACUGAGGAGGCUGCACGAGCUAGAGGAGCAGCUCGGGGAUGUCCGGGCCCGCCUUGGCCUCCCAGUGCUCCCGCUGCCCCAGCCACUGCCACUGUCCACGGGGUCAGUGAUCACUGCCCAGGGAGUCUGCCUGGGCAUGCGCCUUGCUCAGCUCAGCCAAGAGGACGUAGUUCUGCACUCAGAGAGCAGCUCCCUCUCAGAGUCUGGGGCCAGCCAUGACAACGAGGAGCCCCAUGGCUGCUUCUCUCUGGCCGAGCGCCCCUCACCACCCAAGGCUUGGGACCAGCUGCGGGCAGUAUCUGGGGGGAGCCCUGAGCGGCGAACCCCAUGGAAACCACCUCCAUCAGAUCUUUAUGGGGAUCUGAAGAGCCGGCGGAACUCUGUGGCCAGCCCCACCAGCCCCACACGCUCGCUGCCCAGGAGUGCCUCCAGUUUUGAGGGGCGAAGUGUGCCUGCCACCCCUGUCCUCACCCGGGGCGCUGGCCCCCAGCUCUGCAAACCUGAAGGCCUUCAUUCUCGUCAGUGGUCCGGCAGUCAGGACUCCCAGAUGGGCUUCCCCCGGGCGGACCCUGCCUCCGAUCGCGCCUCCCUCUUCGUAGCUCGCACCCGCCGCAGCAACAGUUCUGAGGCCCUGCUGGUGGACCGGGCCGCUGGUGGGGGAGCUGGCUCCCCGCCCGCCCCUCUGGCUCCCUCUGCCUCUGGCCCCCCAGUCUGCAAGAGCAGUGAGGUGCUGUAUGAGCGCCCCCAACCAACCCCUGCCUUCUCCUCCCGCACAGCAGGCCCCCCAGACCCUCCCCGGGCCGCCCGGCCUAGCUCAGCUGCCCCUGCCUCCCGAGGUGCCCCCCGGCUCCCACCUGUGUGUGGGGACUUCCUCUUGGACUAUUCCUUGGACCGGGGCCUGCCCCGCAGUGGCGGUGGAGCAGGCUGGGGGGAGCUGCUGCCUGCAGCUGAGGUCCCAGGACCCCUCUCCCGCCGGGAUGGGCUCCUCACCAUGCUCCCCGGCCCACCACCUGUGUAUGCAGCUGACAGCAACAGCCCCCUCCUCCGCACCAAGGACCCCCACACCCGUGCCACCCGCACUAAGCCCUGUGGCCUGCCCCCAGAGGCUGCCGAGGGCCCUGAGGUGCAUCCAAACUCUCUGCUGUGGAUGCCCCCCCCCACCCGUAUCCCCUCGGCUGGUGAACGCAGUGGCCACAAGAACCUGGCUCUGGAGGGGCUGCGGGACUGGUACAUCCGGAACUCGGGACUGGCUGCGGGGCCCCAGCGCCGGCCUGUGCUCCCUUCUGUGGGCCCGCCACACCAACCCUUCCUUCAUGCCCGCUGCUAUGAGGUGGGCCAGGCGCUGUAUGGGGCCCCCAGCCAGGCGCCACUCCCACACUCGAGGAGUUUCACGGCGCCCCCUGUCUCUGGCAGAUACUACGCGGACUUCCUGUAUCCCCCGGAGCUGAGCGCUCGUUUAAGUGACCUGACGCUAGAGGGGGAGCAGUCCUCCAGUUCUGACACCCAGACCCCGGGGACACUGGUCUGACCCCUUCUGAUAUGUCCCUUGUUGGCCUGGGCACGAUUCCAAUCUGGGGAGCACACAGCUGACCUCGCUGGGCCCUGCGGUGUGGUUGCUCUCAGUCCUGAGCGGAGUGCGCCAACCUAAUCUUCCAAGGCCCCUGGCUCCCCGUAGGCCCAGGAAGGUGUCUGACACCCUGCUUCUUGUCUCACACUGUGCUGGGGACUGGGGGCCCUCAGCCAGCUUAAAAGAGGGGGGAUGAUGUCAUGGGGACCCCAAGCCCCUUCCUCUAUUUAUGUUUACAGUUGUGACUUAGGUAUUCACUGUCUUCCUCCAACACUAGGCGUUUUAUAAAAGGGAAACUGUGAUCUCAUCUGGUUGGGUUCAUUCCUGUUCCCAUGCCCAACCAGGUUCCAUUCAGGAACCCCCUCCAUAAAAUGGACCAUAUCGGGUCUCAGGGCCAUUUAGGGCCGCCAGGAGACUCUGGUGUGAACAGAAAUCCCUGCCACGCAUCGCCAGGGCAGUUGUUGGGGCAGUGGGCUCUCUGCCCACACUUGGAAGGACUGCAGUCUGGGUGGGAUGCCUGAAGGAGCCCAACCCCGUCUGUGCCCAUGGCCUCUGCCCUGACCACCCCCAGUCAGGAGGCCCCACAGGAGGGGUAAAGGGAAGAGCCAUCAGGUGUGCUGUGUCCUGGGAUCCUGUGGGGGUUGAACUUGGCAUCUACCAGAUCUGGCACCCAGUAGAUGCCAGUGAAAUCCUCAGGUGAGGUCUGGCUACAGGCCACGGGCCACGGGCCACUCACACCUUCCUUGGCUUUCCUUCCACCCCUCACCCUUUUUUUUUUUUUUUUUCUGGAGACGGGGUCUUGCUCUGUCGCCAGGCUGGAGUGCAGUGGCGCAAUCUCAGCUCACUGCAACCUCCGCCUCCUGGGUUCUCCUGCCUCACCCUCCCGAGUAGCUGGGAUUACAGGCACAUGGCACCAUGCCCAGCUAAUUUUUGUAUUCUUAGUAGAGACAAGGUUUCACCAUAUUGGCCAGGCUGGUCUUGAACUCUUGACCUCGUGAUCUGCCCGCCUUGGCCUCCCAAAGUGCUGGGAUUACAGCCGUGAGCCACUGCACCCAACCCCAAUCCACCACUUUUUAAGCAAACCCACACAAGUUGUGUUUUCUAUGAUACCUGUCUGUGAUUUUCGGAGCUGGGGGUUCCCUUACCCCCUUUUCCUGGUGUUAAACUUUUCUUUUUAUACCAGUGGAUCUGGACCCAAGACAUUACCCACAUUGGAAGGGGAUUUGUAUAAUAAAUGUGUAAACUGAA
Molecule: messenger RNA, 8408 nt
Organism: Symphalangus syndactylus (siamang)
Lineage: Eukaryota; Metazoa; Chordata; Mammalia; Primates; Hylobatidae
Gene: CCDC120
Product: coiled-coil domain containing 120
Source: RefSeq, a predicted model, not a curated record